GUCAAUCCAGCACCGCUUUGCUGCGGUGGAAAUCCAAGAGGCAAGAAAGGAAGACGUGUUCUGUAACGGAUUAGCGUUGAGCGUCGGGCUUCUGGUGCUAUCGUAGUUUCUUGUGCGUCUACGUCGACAGACUUGGAGUAACCGUUGAUCGAAAGAUGACACUCGGCAGAGGUGAGCCUGCCGCUAGUCAGUGACCGAGUGAAGACUUCACUAACGAUAUAAGUGACCGAGUGCAGACUGGCAAGUGCAUAGUCGUGCAGACAGAGUGAUGUGUUUCUUUAUGCGAUUACCCAGCGCAUUAAGUUCUUGGUAGUGUCUUACCGCAAGUGCAAACUGUUUUCUGUGCCUCGUUUUUUUCGUACGGAGUGCUUCUCUUCACCGAGUGGAACUUGAGUGAAAUAAAAUGACUGUAGCCGUGGAGCACAAGCGUAAAAGCUCGUGGGAUUCGAAGAUCUCAGUGAGCACGGUGAGCACACGUCGAUUCAGUCGAGCUGGAACACCAAGUUCGAUCUUAUCGUCCGACAGCGACAUCCGAUUUACGAGAAAACUGGGCGGUCAGUAUCGUUGCGGAUGCUGCGUCCUUGCUGCUUUUUUGCUAUUCCUGCUAUUUGCCAGUGUUGCGAUUUACCUUGGAUACACAUUUCUCAGUGCGGAACCGCCCGGAGAUCAAAUAUUUUUGGCGACGUUCCGUGUCGUCGAUGGUGAUGUUUUUGUCAGCGAUUUAGCAGACCCGUCCACAGAGGCUUUCCGUAUUCGAUCAAGAGAGUACAGAGACCGGUUGAAUCUCGUGUUUAGAAGAAGCUCUCUAAAACUCUACUUCUUGGUGACUGAGAUCCUCGCCCUAGACGGUGUCGACGGCCGUGACCUAGUGGUACACUUCGACGUAAGAUUCGAUCCUCGGUACCGUACAAUAACCGCCGCUGAUGUGGCCGAGGUUCUUGCGCAAGAGAUAUCCCCUGGAUCUCCCAAGUACCUAGGAAACUUAACGGUCGAUCCGAAGAGUGUCGAGGUGCAGGAAAGUCGGGAGGCUCUCACUGCUCAAGUCAUUCUACAAACUACCGCCUCCACACUUCCGCCGACAACCACACCUCCGCCUCCGAGAAGAUGCUCUAGGCUUGGUCUCGGAUACUGCAAACAUCUGCCCUACAACGUCACUUCCUAUCCCAACGUCCUGGGUCAUCGAUCUCUUCAGGAUGUUCAAAACGACGUCAUCGCUUUCAGAGAGCUCGUCGACGCUGAAUGUUAUCGUCUGGCCUACGAUUUCGUCUGCCAAGUAUUACAACCGGCAUGCUUACCGGGUUUACAUGAAGACAGACUCCACCUACCCUGCCGGAGUUUUUGCAGAGAGUUUUGGAACGGAUGCGGAAAUCGUCUACCGGACAGAAUUCGCGAUGCUUUAGACUGCUCCAAUUUCCCAGAGUACUCUGGCCCUGGAAGCUGUAGACCAAAACCGGGCUGUGUUCAGGAUCUUCAGGCGAAAGCACUGUCACCUCGAAUAUGCGACGGGAUUAUCGAUUGCCCUGAUCUUUCCGACGAAAAGGGUUGCUCCUACUGUCAAGAGAACAGCCUCCAUUGUGGAAUUGGAAGAGUUUGCAUACCUCGGAGUAAAAGAUGCGACGGAAAAAUCGACUGUCCGAAUGGAAGCGACGAAAAAGAUUGUCUUACUCUGGCCCCGAAUUUGAGCUCGUUGAGAUUACAGCCCGCGGACACCCCGCAUUAUCCCAAGUACAGUAGAGAGGGUUACGUGAUAUUCAACGAGAAGGGUAGCGUUGGAAAGCUAUGUACCGAAAACCUGAAUUCAACUCUUCCGGCGCCAGAGAUGGAGACGGUGCUCCAAACAGCGGCGAGCUCUCUCUGUACCCUGCUGAGCUACACGGGGGUCGAAUCGGUCGAAGUGAAGAUAGACGAAGAGGACGACGUGGCCUACGUGCACAUGGAGGACCCGUCAGCGUCGGAAAUCACGUUCGUCCGUGCUCCGUGCCCAAGCAAAGAGGUCAUGUACGUGCGAUGCUCGGAGCUGGAGUGUGGAAUCCAAGCUCUCCGCGGCAAGGGCAGAGUUCAGAGUCUGGCCAAAAUGGCCGCCCCCGGUGACUGGCCCUGGCACGUGGCACUCUUCAAGCAGGAGGUUCACGUCUGCGACGCGACCCUCGUUUCGUCCAGUUGGCUCCUGACAACCGGCACAUGCUUCCAAGGGCAACCGAAGGCCGAAUGGGUCGCCCGACUCGGUACCGUCAGGCUGUCGAGCUCGUCACCGUGGCAACAGGAGCGCCGAAUCGUAGGGAUGGUCAAGUCGCCCGUUGAAGGGAGCGGCAUUGUCCUCUUGAAGUUGGACCAGCAUGUAACCGCCUUUUCAGACUUUGUCAGACCGGUUUGUCUGCCUUCGAACGAAGAUCCUCUCCCGCCUGCCGAUAACUCUUCGUGCAACACCCUCGGCUGGGCGAGAAACCGUGACCUUUUGCAGAGGGUGCAGCUCCAGCACAGCGCCAUGCCACGAUGCGAAAAUAUCAGCAUAGUUUCGGUGAACACCGUAUGCACCGAGGCAGCCUAUUCCAACGACGAUUGCAACGAAGAAGAGGUGGCCGGAAGUCCGAUGCUCUGUCUCCUUGGCGACGCGCGAAGAUGGGCUCUAGCAGGUGUUGGAAGCUGGAGAAUAGCGUGUCCGAAGGCUGGAGUCGAACGGCCGAGACUCUACGAUCAGAUCUCGUCAAACGUGGCGUGGAUCAGAUCGACGAUAAGCUGAAUUUACCGACUCGCGCUGACGAUCGGCGAUUAUGCUUGUGUAUUUAUAAAUAAUUGUACUUUUCGUAGGAUCGUACGUCUCGACGCUAUCGGUUGAUCGCAGCAGCUUACCACGCUUCCAAUGUUACCAGGAUCUUCGUGCAUUUCAUUAUUAUUAUUAUCAUUAGAUUUUUUCUCAAUUUUUACACGAAGUUGCGUAUAUUUUAUUAGGAAUUAUAUCCUCUGACCCGUUGAAAUGAUGACUGGUCCAAGCUGCUGCUGAGAUUAAUGUUGUUAGAGAGUAACGAAAUGUGAUAAAAUCGUAGAUCUGCAAUGUCGCGUCUGAAAAAGAAAUUUAUUUACUUUAUGAUGUACUUGAAAAUAUUUGCCUACAUGCAUAUUUGAGGCGUGGCGAUAUUCGCACUGUAAUUUGACCUUAAUUUUUAAUCGUGUAUAGUUCUGAUCAAAUUGUAAAUACUAUUAUUAUAUUAAUCCAUAUUCUAUUCACAUUUUAGAUUUUAUGUUACCUCUUAUCGUACAAUCAGCUAUACUUAUAUCUUGUACAUGUGAGUACAGUUUAAUAUCAGAUGGAUCUACGUCUGGCGGACUUUUGAUCACGGCUAUAUAGGCUUCGGAACGUGUAUGAUGUGUAUAAUGCACUGUCGCCUAUCGACGCGACGUGUCGUUUAAUCUAUAUAGCAAUUAGAAGUGACAAUAUUAUCGUGAAUUAAAUUAGAAAGUAGAUUUUAUGCUCCAGUAUCGCGGCCUGAAUUCUUCGCAUGGAUCGCGUUUAGGCCUAGAUUGCAAAUCCCCGCUUAUUAUUUCACACUACUAAGCUCACCCAGUGUUUUCGCAUGUCCUGCAUUAUCUUUACACUUUUGGGGAGGUAAAAUGAUUUAGACGAUUCAUGAGAAUAAAACUUGAGACAUUUAAUCUGAGGAAAGAAGAUUCCAUUCCUUCAAGCAGUCAAUCUGCUUUGACUUUCGAAUUUUUACUGACAAAAAGUUCACGACCGUUAAUAUUUUCAUUACUUAUAGGUACUUAUUGUAUUUGUAAAAUCUUUGCGUCAUGUGUAAUUGUAAAGUGUGCCGUAUAAGGCACAAUUCCCACUUAUAAUGACCGUAUUUAUUUUGUUACCCAAUUCUAAAGAAUAAAAUUCUUAUUUUAGUUA
Messenger RNA from Diprion similis, 3889 nucleotides. RefSeq names its product atrial natriuretic peptide-converting enzyme-like. The coding region runs from base 404 to 2740 and encodes 778 amino acids. The record is from RefSeq and is a predicted model, not a curated record. Gene Ontology annotation, molecular function: serine-type endopeptidase activity; protein binding. The transcript is spliced from 12 exons. NCBI's taxonomy places the organism in Eukaryota, Metazoa, Arthropoda, Insecta, Hymenoptera, Diprionidae. Gene Ontology annotation, biological process: proteolysis.